AUGGAGUUUAAAGUCGCGGCACCUCUUAUGUGCGCUGGAAUCAGCAUAUAUGGCGGCAUUGUCAAGGCUGGGGUGCCGAAAGGAGGAUCAAUUGGAAUUGUUGGAAUCGGUGGACUCGGUCACAUUGGCACACAGGUUGCAAAAUGCAUGGGCUACAAAGUUGCCGCUAUUGACGUGAAGCAGUCAGCUUUGGAUGCAGUCGCAUCUUACACGCAUAGCCCGGAUGUCUUACUACUAGCCACUGGCUCGGUCGAGAGUCUAUUGCAAAAGACUGAGGAAAUACAGUCAGGCGCCUACCCAGGUCUUGAUGCGACUGUUCUUGCUACCGAUCACCCGGCAGCCUUUGAUCUGGCGGCGAGUCUUACCCGCAAGCAUGGCACGAUGGUUCUUCUGGGCCAACCUGAGAAGGGGAUUACAAUGUCUUACCAGAAUGUGAUUUACCGGGAUAUAAAGCUGGUUGGAUCUCUGGUUGCAGACACUGCUCAAGCCCAGGAGUUUAUUACCAUGUUCCAUGAGAACAAGCUUCAUGUUGAGGUGACUGAGUGGAAAAUGGAAGAAGCUGAAAAAAUGAAGCAAGCAUAUCUUGCCGGAAAAGGGAAUGGCAAGAAUGUCAUUGUCAUGGACUGA
Messenger RNA from Penicillium olsonii, 627 nucleotides. The record is from the annotation of a GenBank genome assembly. Lineage: Eukaryota; Fungi; Ascomycota; Eurotiomycetes; Eurotiales; Aspergillaceae.